This is a messenger RNA of Parnassius mnemosyne (clouded apollo), 3972 nucleotides long. The record is from the annotation of a GenBank genome assembly. Lineage: Eukaryota; Metazoa; Arthropoda; Insecta; Lepidoptera; Papilionidae.
AUGAAGAAGGUGCUUCUACUCCUUAUGGUGACCUGCAGCAUGGGUCAGCAGAAUUGGGUCCCAUGUUCCGAACUUAAUGACGAUCUGCGAUACCCCUGCCGCUGCAAGGUGCAGGUUGACCGCGCGUUACAACUUGGUAUUCUGAUGAAUUGUGACAGAGUGGUGUUCGCUGGUGAUUAUCCACCUCUGCCAUACGGUGCUCCUAUUGUUUCAUUCAGUCAACGCUGGGCUGGGCAGCAAUCACUGCCUACACAGAUAUUCUCAUCCUAUGGCCUUCCACUAAAAGAACUUGACUUCUCGCAUAAUAGUUUAAGACGGUUGCCUGAUCGUCUACUCUCUGGAGUCAGAGGGAACAUCACAAGACUGGCACUGGCCGACAACUUACUUGGAGACAAUUUAAAUCCAAUCUUCUCAACUACGGAAUUUCACAAUUUGCCAGCGUUAGAAGAAUUAGAUCUUAGUGGAAACAGUAUUCGAGGUUUAGAAGAGGGCCUACUUAUUGGCUGUGAUGUUCUUAAGACCGUACGCCUCGAACGUAACAAUAUGAUUUCCGUCCCAUCAUCGUCCCUUAACGGCCCGCAGUCAUUAAAAGUUCUCUCGCUGCGGGAAAACAGAAUAGCUUUAAUUCGACAAGCAUCAUUCAUAUCCCAAAAAAACUUGGAAGUAAUAGAUCUACACAGCAAUAUGAUAUCGACGAUAGAAGGGGGCGCCUUCGUAAGUUUGAGAGAUUUGCAAGUCCUCGAUCUCGGUCGUAACAGGCUAUCAAAGUUUAACAGCGAUGUAUUUCUGGGAAUAGAAAACUUGGAAAAGUUAGAUCUCUCGGAAAACUUCAUAACAGAUUUUCCUACAGUUGCCAUGAAAUCUUUCACUGCGUUGCGACAGCUAAAUCUUUCCAGUAAUAUGAUUACGAAUAUCGACAAUAGUCACUUAAGCUCGCUGGUCUCGUUACAAGUACUAGACUUAAGUAGAAAUAACAUUGUUAAACUGUCACCGGGGACAUUCGUGGGACUCACGGAAUUACGUUAUUUGGAUGUCGGUGUAAAUUCUCUUCGAACUGUUGAAGAUGAUGCCUUUGAUGGUUUAACAGGCUUACAGACGCUACUUCUACGCGAUAACAAUAUACUUCUCAUACCUGCUACGGCAUUGUCACGCCUACCUAAUUUGGUUUCAGUACAUUUAGGCUUUAAUCGAGUAACGGCUCUCUCAAGUGAUAUCUUAAGGGCAGUUUCCGAUCGAAUCGAUAGUUUGGUUCUAUCUCGGAAUGUUAUUAGAGAGCUCCCGCCAUCCGCUUUUGAGCAUUUUAAGACGUUGCGUCGCUUAGAUUUGUCUGGAAAUCUCUUAAAUUCAAUAUCAGCGGAGGUUUUCGGUGGUUUAGAAAUGACAUUAGAAUUUUUGUCCUUAAAUCAAAAUAAAAUUUUAGGAUUUACGGGAGAAGAAUUAAAAUUUGUUAAUCUUUGGUAUUUAGAUAUUUCUGAUAAUCAAAUAUCUGAAAUACCUGUAAACGCUUUUCAAUCGAUUCCGAGCCUUGUUCAUUUAAAUAUGAGUCAUAAUUCCCAUAUUAGUGUUUUGCCCCAAAACGUUUUUGGGCAAAAUCAAGCUCUAAAAGUUGUUGAUAUAAGUUAUGUUGGCUUAAAAGCUUUACCGGUAAAUUUAUUUUUUAAAAAUCCUAGUUUAGAACGAAUUUAUAUAUCCAAUAACCUUUUACAAGAGGUAUCAGAAAACACUUUCAAGAAUCUUAGAAAUCUCACGGUACUUGACUUAUCAUAUAAUCAUAUAGUAAGCAUUAAAACACCGGCCUUUGUUAACGUAAUGUCUAUUCAGUAUUUGUCAUUAAGAGGUAAUCAAUUAAAUGCAUUUAAAGGUGAAUUCUUUAAUACGGGUACAAGCUUAGAAGUGAUAGAUAUUUCUGAUAAUCAAUUAAGUUAUUUAUUUCCUUCUUCAUUUAAAAUACAUCCGCGAUUAAGGGAAAUUAUAUUGAAAAAUAAUAAGUUUAAUUUCUUCCCAUCGGAACUAAUUAGUACGCUGCAAUAUUUGGAAUUGGUAGACUUAUCAGGCAAUGCUUUAAAAAAUGUUGAUGAAUUGGAUUUUGCUCGUCUACCAAAAUUAAGAACAGUUUUGUUAGCUCGAAAUGAAAUCGAAAGUGUGAGUGAAAUGGCUUUCCAUAAUUCAACUCAAAUACAACAUUUGGAUUUAUCUUUCAAUAAAAUUGAUCGUCUAGGAGAUAGACUAUUCGAAGGAUUAAUAAGAUUAGAAAAAUUAGAUUUGAGUGGUAAUCUGAUGAACGAGCUGCCUGAAAAUAUAUUUGAUAGAUCACGUUUGCAUAUGCUAGAAACGAUAAUUUUGAGUAAUAACUUAUUUGAACAUCCUCCUCUGAAGGCAUUGCAAAAGCAAUAUUUCUUUGUAUCGUCCGUUGAUCUUUCUCAUAACGAAAUUGUAGAUAUACAAGCAGAAGAUAGUGUUAUGGUGAAUAUCAAGAAGUUAGAUUUAUCAUUUAAUCCACUUUCUGAAAAAACAAUAAAUAAUGUUUUAACGGAACCAAAAACUGUUAGGGAUUUAAAUCUUGCGGCCACUGGAAUAAAAUUUGUUGGACAGCUAGAAACUCCAUUUUUGCACAGAUUGAAUUUAUCAUUUAACAAUAUAACUAAAUUAACUGAAAAAACUUUUGUCAGAACUACUUUAUUGGAAUCUUUAGAUUUAUCCUUCAAUCAAAUAGAAGAUGUUUCUAAAUCACUAGCAGUUUCUUGGCCGAAUCUUAAAAACUUACAAAGACUUAACAUUUCUAAUAAUCCUAUAAAGAUGAUUGUUGAUGGUAAUUUUGAAGGACUCUCGUCAUUACGAAUUUUGGACAUGAGGUAUCUAGAUAAAUGCACAAAAAUAGAAAAGAAUACUUUUAGGUCUUUACCUAAUCUUAUUGAGCUUCGAGCGUAUGGCUACCCACGAUUAGGAUAUUUUGACGUGCAAGGUACAUUACAACACUUAUUUGCUUUGGAAAAAUUGGACGUUGAAGUAAAAGAUACAAAUAUUGGGGCAGAUCAGCUUGCAUCUGCAUUACAUCCACGACUUGAAGAGUUAGGGAUACGUGGAGACAGAUUAAAAACAAUUUCUUCCGGGGUAUUAGCUGGUUUGAAGUCUCCAUUUAUGAUAGUAAGAUUUAGAAAUACAUCAGUUUCAAGUCUGCCACCGGCCCUACUAUUUCCGUUGCCAAGAUCAUCGCAAAUAACCAUAGAUGUGGCUGGUAGUCAGUUAACAACGUUACAACCACAGUUAUUGGUAGCACUUGAUGACCGUAGAGCAGAUCUUUCCAUGUUUGGUUUAGAUACAAAUCCUAUUCGUUGUGACUGUAAUGCAAGAGCGUUGCGUAGAUGGUUACCAAACGUAGGAAUAGAAGAUGUACAAUGUCACUCUCCUGAUCAUUUGGCUGGAUAUUUAUUAGUUGAAAUUGGUGAUGAUGAACUGUCAUGUGAUACGAGAAAAAGAACUACUAUAACAUCUUCUUCAAGCAGAUUAACAACUACAAGUUCACCACGUCUUGUUCACAGAACUUCAGUGGAACCCGAUAUAAUUUGGUCAGUAGCCCCAUCACAUGAACGAACAAAAUUGCCAGGUGAACCAAAAGGAGCUCCUGUAAUAGCUUCUUCUUCUAACGACGACAAUCUUAUUAUAGGGAUUGUUGGAGGAGUAGUUGCAUUUAUAGUAAUUCUUAUUGUUGCAAUAUGCAUCGUAAGGUUAAGAAUGACUACAACGUCGUACAGGGGUGGUCCAUUAGCAAAUAGUGCAAGUGCAGGUGCAGCUCCUUUGUGGGGCCCGGCUUGGCCAGGUUAUGCAGCAACAUUACCGCCAGCUUCGCUUUCGACAGCAACUUUGCCUCAUAAGGUGCACUCAGGCCCUGGGUCUGUACGUUAUUUAGCACCACCUCCACCUGCACCGUAUUUUAUAAGUAUGCCACCACACGAUGAUAAAAUUUAUCGAUAG